AUGAGCUCAAUUAUUGUGCUAGAUUCGUCCGACGAGGAUGAGAGUCCACCAAAAAAGUCUAGUUUAACGACAUCACCAGAUGUUUCUGUUACAUCGAAAUCACAAGUCAAAAAUUCCAAACAAAGAACAAUUCCUAGUGGAAUAACCGUCACCCAACGUCAAACCCCCCAGGCACAAGGUCUCAAUGUUCCGAACAAUCCAAUAAGCCAAUUCCAGUCUGGUACCAUAAAUCAUGCUAUUACUAGUAUCAUUAAUGAUGAGCGGCAAACUCCUACACCUCCCAAAUUGGCUCAAGGGAAUAGUUUGGCGGCACAGAUUACAAGAAAAAGGAAGACGCCAACACCUCCCCAGGCUCGAUUGGCAGCUAAAUCAUUUGCCAACAACAUGAGUGGAUCAAAUAUAAUGUCUCCUGCUGCUGCCGCAACAACUAUGGCUCCAUUACCGCCGAUUAUGCCAAUGAUCUCCGGUGUCCAUUCGGCGGCUGGUCCUUCAACAUUGCCUCACAACUUAGCAGCAUUUACAGGAUUGAACGAUCAAAUGAUUAUGAAUCCUAUUUUUCAUCCAAAUUUGCCUCCCAACACGACCAUCACUGCUCACACUAGUCUAAAUCUUAAUAAUUUAAACAAUAAUUUCAAAAUACAUUUGCCUCCAAAACCUGUGACCACUCCUUCACCCGCUGCUUCUCCAUCUGCGUCAAAAACGCCGUCGCCUUCUCAAACAGUUUCUCCGACAAUACCAAGGCGAGUUGACAAAUCGACAAAACGGGCGAAACUAACGACGGUUUUGAAAUCAUCUGACGAGGCGUGGCAACAGCAACGAAGUAAGGCUCGACUAUCAAACGACAAACAAAAUAAUGAUGUCGUGGAAAUGGAUAUGCACUCACCUAGAUCCUACAAGUCACCAACAUCUUCGUCAACAAUCAAAUCAAAUGAUGUAUUGGAUUUAACAGACAGUCCGGAAAGGAAUCCUACAACUGUUAUAAAUUUAACCGAUAUGCCGUCGACAAUAACUACGCCAGACAAGAAACAGAUUAAUGGUGAAAAUGCAUCAGCCACAAAGGAGCCCAAAAACAAUAAAGACAAAGAGGCCAAGGUCAAGCCUCAGUCUAGGCCGCCUCUGGAACCUGAAUAUGCUGAACUCAUAAAAACAUGUCGAGAAGCAGAUCGUUCAGACGAUAUGGAAAAACUUAUAAAAACUAAGCUCAUCAAAUAUUACUAUGAAGUUCAUGAGGAUUUUGUGAAAUCGAAAAGUUUUCGAAAAAAUAUACAAAAGGUUGUGGAAGCGAUACGUGCUGAACCAGAUUUAGUCUAUUAUAACUUGAAGACUAUUGUAGAAGAACUAAAAGCGAGGCGCAAAGCUAAAGUUAUUGAGCCACUGCCUCAAGAAAAAAAUGAAGAGAAAACACCUGUUGCAGAAGACGACACCCAUCCAAUGCCAACGACUUCUUCUGCAAACAAUACUGAGAUGGCAACGCCUACCAAUAUUUCAACUGGCAACAAAAAAUUGGAUGAACAAAUCAAAAAGUUAAAUAAGGCGUUAUAUGUUUUAACAAAGAGAAUUCAAGUACUCGAAGAGACAGCUGUGGAUUGGGAUGAUGACGACUCCAGCUUUCUUCAAGUCGAACGCUUUAAAAAGAGAGCUUGUCAGAUUUAUGAAAAAAUUUGUGAUCUUACUGGGGAGAGCAAAAAUGCGCGCAGAUUGGUGAAGAAACCCAUAAAAUUCAACGAAACUUGUAUACCACAAUUUAAUAAAACACUACAGGCUUUUAUAAACCGCACAAAAGAGUUUCCUGAUUACUUUGAUGUACUUAGAAUGUUGGAACACUGCAAUACAACAUACAAUCUCGGAUUAGUAAACUUCGAAAUGAAAAAUAUUGCUGAAGACGCAUUCAUAAAGGUGGGAAAACUUCUACAAUCCAGGCGCAAAGCUGAAUUGUAUGAAACAGUCACGCAUUAUGGUGGUAACUCUAAAGAUCCUGCACUUGUGGAUCCAGCGUUAGCGGCUAAAUUAAGUGAAAAUCAGAAAAACCAUAAGAAAAUUAGUGACAUAUUGGAAAAAUAUGCACGCAAGCAAGACAUGCCCGAAGAGGACGACGAAGAGAAUAAGGCUGACAAUAAAGAAAUAAGCGGAGACAUAAAGGAGGCUGCGACAAAUGAUUCAAAUGAACAAACGUCCAGUGUCACGUUACAAAAAACCGAGGCGGACACCCAACCCGAUCAUAAACCAAAAAUAUAUGAAACGGAUGAGGUGAACAAAGACAAGACAUCCGAAACUGCGGCAGAUGAGAGUGAAGACGAUGAUGAAGAAGACGAUGACGAAGAGGUGAAUCUUGAAGAACAAGUAGAAACAUUAGCGAAUGGUGAAAUAUCGGAAAACGAAUCGGAUAAUGAUAACAAUGACAGCACAGAUAAAGAUGCUGGUCUUGUCAGCACAGUACUAGACGAAAAGAAAGACCAAGAAAAGGAUAAAGACAGUUCGACGUUACAAUAUGAAGUUAUAAAUAGUGAUACAUCGCAUAUAUUUGAGGGCCUAAAUAUAAACAACAACAUUUUAGAAAAUAAAGAACAGAAGACUGCUACGAAUUCAAAUGAUAUAGCGAGUGCAACUCCGCCCAAUGGCAAGCUAAAGGAAUUAGACAGACAUGUUGUUUGUAACACCAGCACCAGUCCAUCAACUACCACUGCUACCGCUGACUUUAAAAUUGUAUCUGUUUCUAGUCUGGACGAAGACAUUUUAUUAUUUAAAAGCAACGAUAACAACAGCAAAGUGUCUACAGACGGAUCUACGACGAAGACUCUAGAGGAGAUUGUAAUAUCAGAUGAAGAAUCAUAG
This is a messenger RNA of Musca vetustissima, 2832 nucleotides long. RefSeq names its product daxx-like protein. The transcript is spliced from 4 exons. The coding region runs from base 1 to 2832 and encodes 943 amino acids. Gene Ontology annotation, molecular function: histone binding. Lineage: Eukaryota; Metazoa; Arthropoda; Insecta; Diptera; Muscidae. The record is from RefSeq and is a predicted model, not a curated record.